Messenger RNA from Scatophagus argus, 3233 nucleotides. It is a transcript of the gene toporsa, whose product is annotated as topoisomerase I binding, arginine/serine-rich a. The coding region runs from base 229 to 2613 and encodes 794 amino acids. NCBI's taxonomy places the organism in Eukaryota, Metazoa, Chordata, Actinopteri, Scatophagidae. The transcript has 3 exons. The record is from RefSeq and is a predicted model, not a curated record. Gene Ontology annotation, molecular function: ubiquitin protein ligase activity. Gene Ontology annotation, biological process: protein monoubiquitination; protein polyubiquitination.
GCUCGUAGAUUGAUGAGUUGAAAAAAAUACAAGCGUGAAGGAAAUGGAAGGAGUGUUACGAUGUCGGGUUGUUGUUUUUUAAAGAGCUGACAGCUAUGUAAAAAUGCCUGAGUUUGUACAAAACUGAGAGGCUUAAUCGGUUGCCAACCACAUAUGUGUUCGAGGAGGUCAGAGGAACGUUAAAUAUCAUAACAAGUAGAGCUGCAACGACUGGUUGAUGAAUUGAUCAUGUCAGCAAUCAAGAUUGCCCUGCAGCAAAGCCAGAAGAGAGACAGAAGGAAAGCCUCUGAAGCAAUGUCUUCAGAUGUGUCGCCAGACUCCAAGUGUCCCAUCUGUUUGGACAUAUUUAACAACAUUUCUUACCUGGACCUCUGCCUGCACAAGUUCUGUUUCCGUUGCAUUCACGAGUGGUCCAAGAACAAAGCCGAGUGUCCCCUAUGCAAACAACCAUUUAAUUCAAUCUAUCACAGUAUAAAAUCAGAGCAAGACUUUAAGAAGUAUGACCUGCAGCCUCUGGAUAAUGGCUCUUUUGGGACUUUUGGUGGAGUGCGGUUCAGAUACCGCACAACUCUUACUGGAAUCCAUCGACAGAUGCGGGGAAGGACCUCUUCACCCCCAGACAAUGGAGUAAUAUUUGAAUCCUCAACAAAUGCUCCCCAACAGCUGCAGGACCGUUACAUCCGGCGCAUGAUGAUGAGACUGGCAGCCAGGAGGAGAGCUGCGAAUGAAGGGAGGGCAGUGAACAGUGUCAGAGAGCAGGAAAUGGUAAACUUCAGGAGGGAGCUGUACCGACGAGGGGUGAGGGUUCGAAGUAUCCGUGAUGGUGGCCGCUCCCGAGAUGUCUCAGCUGAGUUUUUUCGAAGAAACCCUGCCUGCUUACACAGACUGGUCCCCUGGCUAAAAAGAGAACUCAUUGUGCUAUAUGGGGCCCAUGGCUCUUUGGUCAACAUAGUUCAGCACAUUAUCAUGACGCGCAUUACACGUUAUGACAUGGAGGAUGGAGCUGUUCAGGAAGAGCUCCGGCCGUUCCUCCAGGGGCGUACAGAGCACUUUUUGCAUGAGUUCAUCAGCUUUGCAAAAUCUCCAUUCAAUAUGGAGGCCUAUGACCAGCAUGCUGUCUACGACUGCCCUGCCCCUUCCUCUAAUGAAGGCAGCAGCUCCAACUCAUCUGUUAUAGCUAUCUCAGAGGAUGAGGAACGCUCAGCGGAGCUGGACCCCCCAGGAGACUCCACGUCAACUCUGAGCCACUCUGUGUGGGAUGAUGAGACACCUGGACCUUCAUAUUCUACGACAGCAGAACAAAGCAGGCCAGAAUGUCUUUCAGUCCUUGACUCAGAUUCAGACUCAGACAGCAGUUUAGAGGAGGAGACACGAGAGUUUGGGGCUUGUCCAGAGCAAAUGGGUCCUCCUAACCAAACAAAUAUGCCUGAAGGUGACGUUAACAAAGAAGAGUGUUUGACUUCUGACAGCGAUGACUGUGUCAUUGUAGGUUUUGUUAAGCCAACAGCAGAGAGGACCCCUGAACUGGUUAAGCUCUCCUCUGACGAAUCAGCCAACGAAGAUACUAAAGAAGUGCCUCUUCUACCUCAACACAUCCGUUUCUCCAGUCUCAGUCCCAUAGCUUCUCAGAGUAGUGAUCCAAGUGGGGCCGGACGGUUGGAUGACGCGGAAACAGACCACCAUCGUUCAAAAGAAAAAUGUAGCUCUUCAACAUCUAGGAGGCACAAGACGUCCAGUAAAUCAGACAGAAAAGACAAAUAUAGAAGAUUUGACAGUAAUGAUAGUUCUAGAGAGAGGCACUGGUCAAAGGACAGAGACCACAGGAGGAGGAGGAGGUCAAGAAGUGGAGAGCGCUGGUACUCGAACAGGAGCCCGGCGAGAGAAAAGAGUCAUUCUUACUCCAGUGGCAGAGACUUCUACUCAAAAUGUGACAGAGGCAGGGAUGGUGAUCACAGCUAUCAGUCAUAUAGGCAUUACAGCCAAGAGAGAAGUGACAGUGGGAUGAGGUCCUACUAUUACAGUAGUCGCAAGUACUCAAACCAACGCUUGAACUCUCGCUCCAGGAGCCGCAGCAGGGACUCACUGAGACGAGACAGGAGGCAUUCCAGAUCUAGGACUUAUUCCAGCAGUUGCUCCCCUUCCACGAAAAAAAGAUCUCACCACGAUAAGCCAGGUGGAAAGAGGAAAUACAAAACAAGACAUUUGGAGGAACCAUCGGAAAACACAUUUCGCAACUCGAAUGCUGAACGUGAAUCCCCUACGUUCCUAACGAAACACAAGAAGAAGAGCAAAGAGAGGCACCGUAAGAAAUCCAAGGACAGGUCAAGAAAAACUAGCAGGAGCCUCAGUGUCGAGCUUGUCAAUGAGGAGAACACUAAUGAGCGAAGCAGGCGUCAUCAUAAAAAAAAGAAAAAACACAAGAAGAAAAGCAAAAGGCACAAGAGCAACGAAUGCAGAGAGAAGGGUACACCCACCGUUAUUACCAUUGACAGUGACAGUGAUUCUUUUGCUCAUGACAGUGUCACUCAGGCCAGCAGCACCAACAAGGACACGCCCAUCAACAAUAUCACAGAUGACCCAGUAGAUCCUGCCCCUCCCUACUCUGAUGUGUAGUUAUAUGGAAGUUCAGAUUCCCACUAUGUGCGGUGCGGAAUGAUUGAUUCACCCUCAGCUGCUAGUGCUUGCCGGCAGUAUUUUAAGAUCAAAACAAAUGCUCAAUGUGUUGAAGGUCACCAGAUCUUGAAGGACACAUUGACUACCCUUGAUUGAUCCCUUUAGUUAAGUGUUUUCUGUGCUAACGGUUCAUUGGACACUGGUUUAUAUGACAAACACAAAUAUUUGUGUUGAACAGGAGGGCAGUCAUCAUUGGAUAAAUCACCGUUUGAGACCAUCGAGGUGUAACUUCUUGACUUUGUAAACUAACACCUGAAACAAUCCUUUUUUUCAUGCAAAGUGCCACUAUGAACAAGGCAGAGUGGAUGAAUAUUGGGAGUUGCACAUCUUUCAAUGAGUCAUUUCUUAUUCUGGAAAUUAAUUUUCUUUAAUGGAUGUAUGUUAUUUCUAAGGUGCUCUCAGGGAUAAUGUUGAUUACAUUGAGUCUUUUUUUUAAUAAGUCCGCUAUAUUCUUGAGACAACAAUUUCUACCUGCUGCUCAUGGAGUAGUACUUAUGGAUUUCAGAAUGGGCUGUUUUGUAUUGCAUUUUAUUUAAAAUAAAUUGUAAUGAGCAACUGUG